AUGGCUGCCGAGAGCUCACGGUCGUCUCAGAGUCGGUCGUCUGCGCAGAAGAGGGAGCUUCUUUGUGGACAUGGUGAGAGACCCGUGCUAAAAAUUUCGGGAACGAAGAACAACCCUAGACGAGGAUUUUGGGGCUGUGUCUACUAUGAGAUCAAAGAAGAGUGUGAGUUCUUCCGAUGGGCAGACCCAGAAGCAGAGAGUGAGAAUCCGCAAGUUGCAAGGAUGAAGAGGAAAGUUGCGGCCCUGAAAACAAAAGUGAGGGAUAUUGAGUGGAAGUUCAAGGUUGCUGCAGUGUUGGGACGGUUGGAUGAGUUUGUUUAUUUUGCUUCUGGUCGCAGAUUUGGUUGA
This is a messenger RNA of Arachis ipaensis, 348 nucleotides long. Lineage: Eukaryota; Viridiplantae; Streptophyta; Magnoliopsida; Fabales; Fabaceae. The record is from RefSeq and is a predicted model, not a curated record.